Molecule: messenger RNA, 1341 nt
Organism: Trypanosoma conorhini
Lineage: Eukaryota; Euglenozoa; Kinetoplastea; Trypanosomatida; Trypanosomatidae
Exons: 1
Coding region: 1-1341 (446 amino acids)
Source: RefSeq, a predicted model, not a curated record
AUGCUCCGUGGCCAGUGUAAGACGUUCUGUCAGUGUAACUAUUGUAAGCAGCCGCGGGAGCAGACAGGCGCUGCUGCCGACAGCGCCAAGCUCGUUUCGGGUAAUGGACGCAACAAGGAUGAACUGUAUCUUCGCACUCUUAACCAGAGCCUUCGGGCAAGGAGCCUGAUGGCCAGCUCAAAGAAUGCUCAUAAAUUUAAACCUGACGAGAUGCUGCAAAGCACAAGAGGGGACAUGGCGAGGGCCGCGCUAACUGUUCCAGUGCGACGCCGUGACCGCCUACAGGAGCUCCUCAUUCUUGAGAACAAAGGGCGGAUGAAAGCUGAGCGCCAGCUGCGGCGCGAUCGUCGGGCGAUGGGGCUUCCGGAAGACGAGGACGAUACACUGCGGGAGCGCGGCGUUGGCACACGUGAUGACUUCCCUGAUGCAGCGCCAGAGAAUGAAUUGCCCGCCGCUGAGGCGGCGGUGCGGCCGGGGUGUUCGGCGGAAGAGGAUUUGUGCCAUGCGCUGAACACCAUUAAAACUAUCACAGACGAACAUGCUGCGGGUGACGCGAGCAAACCGCUAACGGCGGAGGGCAUCCGUCGGCUGCGUCGGCUUGUGCAUGAGCAGGAUGAAAAGACAAAGAGAAUGAUCGCCGAAUGUCCACAGCAGCCCCACAUGUGUGGUCACUGCUUUGCCGUCAAUGCUCAGGGGAAACACCUCUGCCAGGUUCCACCGCCACACAUCCUACGCGACACGCUUCUUCCCUCUAUCCACGGUCAAUCCAAGCGUCGCUUCAAGUACAACACGCAUCCGUACGGCAGCGGCGUGGUGUGGGUGCCACUUGAGGAAGAGGCGAGGGAUGAGGGCAGCAAGUACGUCAUGCCCACUGCCGCCGAAGCGGCCGACGCCGCCGAGGCGGAGAAGCGGGGCAGCGCCAGGUCGGACGACGACAAGGCAGAAGCCGCGUACCAGUAUCCUGGGAGCACGUACAACAAGUAUCUAAACGGUGCAAAACCUGCCAAAGAAGUGACAACGAAAGAAGGAGUAUUACCAGAGAUGGCUGACGGUCGCGCAGGCUUGGUUGACUCGAAGAGUUUGGAAAAGGGGGGCAGCACCGGGGAUGAGGCGCCACCCGCCGCUGGUAAGAGCGGGCCAGCAAAGGAGCCACCCACCUAUAAAAGCUCUGCUGCGCUGUGGCGUACCACGAAUCAAGAUCGUGCGGCUCAAAUGCAGCGGUUCCUGGAGUUUAAGAAAUUACACGCCGAUGCAGCUCGUGUUUAUGCCGAAAGCGCAGUGAAGCGCCGCGCCGACGGUGGAUUAUCUCCUGCCGUUGCCGCAGUUGGCCAAAAUAGUUAA